CCGGUUUAGUCGAGCAUGCUCGAGUCCGUCGCGCAGGGAUCUCCAUCCAUAUUCGUUGCCUCACUUUCGGGCAUCAUGUUGCUCUUCGACUUCUCCUUUCCCAUUUGCUCCUGGGGCACGGGUGACUCUAACCCGUCGCGGCGCAUCGUCUGCCUCUCUGGCAUACUAAUUCCAGGCCGAUCUCCCUCUCCCUUUCUCUCCUUUUCUUCAGCCUAUUCCUCACUCGCAUAGCCUUAUCCUCCAUUGCUACUAUACUACUCUGCUUCUCUGCCAAUCUCGUCUGUGGUUUUGUCACCAUCACCAUAACUUUGUCUCUCCCGCCGUAUCUCCCUUGACCAGCUGCUGCAUGAUAAAAGAGCUACAAGCGCUUCGAUAUAUUCGUCUAUCUAAUCAGUUGCUCCUUCUAGGACCUCCAUAAAAGUCGCUCAUCCUCCCCCUUUUAUCAUUCUCUCACUCCGGCGCUUCUCUCUACUGAUAACAGCUUCCCUGAUUACUGCUCCAUCCGUCACAAGAGACAACACAAGAGGAUAUUCAAACGGAUCUAGGCCAGCAACCAUGUGCGAUGACGAGUCAUUUACUAGGGCUAUUUCUGGUUACCGGGACGCUUGGUUGGUUCAGCACUCCCAUCUAUCGGAGUCGGAACGAAAUCAGCUCUGGAGUCGACGCCUGAGUCAGUUUCUCCCCGUCUCAGCUUCGCCUGCCGGCCUUCAUGCCGGCUCACCCAUGCGCAGGUCUGGAAAACGGUUUCGGCAGGACAUUCCGCGGAUGCUACCUCCUGAUUCUGGAUUUCCCUCGGCGAAACGACAAGCCACCGUAUGUGACCUUGGUCUUUUACUUCCGCCUCUUCUCUUAUCCGCCUUCCCAUCCUGUUCCUCUUGAGAUGCUGUCCUCUCUCUAUCCCUCCUUCUCUCCUUCUACUGUCUCUCUCGCCAACCUGUCCCUGGAUUGACAUUUGGCAGACACCGGAAGUCCCAGCCCCCGCCAACCUGACGCGAGAUCUUUCUCACGCCUCGUCCCUAGCAGCAUGGCAACUGGCACACAUGCCUUCUCAAAUGGGCAACUCUCCCUCGUCCAUUCAUGGAUCCUCAUAUCGCCACACUGCCAUGGCUCGCUCGAAGAGCCAGCAGACCCCGGUCUCCAAACAGGCCCAACAGGGGAUGCCCUUGACGACAAAACGGAAGUCUUAUGGACCCCAACGGACGCAGCUUCGUAUCGACCAUGUUAAUGAAUACUCCCCAUCCGAAUAUACUCAACAAUGUUUGGAUGAUCCUCCAGACUUGACUGGUACUUCUCUACCGUUCCUUGGCCCCUCUCCGGAUCUAGUCUCGACGGGGCAGGGUCAGCUGCAGUUCUCCCUUACCGAUUUCGGUGGGCUUUCGACUUCCUCGCCAGACGGGACACUGCAUCCGGCCUUGGCUGCAACAGCGAUGAGUAGGAGCACGACAACCGACUCGCUCUGCGGAGGAAUAGGCAUGAUGAGGUUCGACUCCACAGGGUCGAAUCUUGACCCCAGCACCUCCAGUUUUACAUUCCCCGCAUCCAAUUUCGUACCUUCAGUGUCUCAAGACAUCUCUAUCCCCGUCCCUAUUCCUUCCAAGCAAAGCGAUUUCCCCUUUCCAUUCUCCGAGUCAUGCCCCCCUUCCUUUUCCACAUAUGCCCCUCCUACUACCCCCUUCCAGCUUCCUCUCUCGUCUGCUACAGAAAUGGGCCAUUCAAUGUCCAGCAGCAGCAGUAGCUCAUCGCUGUCUCAGCAAUCAAGGGCCACUCGAAGAACCCAAGAACAGAUCGUUCAAGGCACGAGGCCCAUUGCUCCCAAGGUUGAGGGGGGGGUCAGCACGACGUCCAAUGUAUCAGACCAACAUAAAAUGAUCCGCAUCUCGUCGUCCAACGGCACACCGAAGGAAGUGGCUGCGAUACCAAAGGCUUCGAUCCAGCGGCCACCACGUCCAAAGACGUAUUGUACCAUGUGCAAUGACCAGCCCGAUGGGUUUCAUGGUGAGCAUGAACUCCGGCGACACAUUGAGCGAGUGCACUCAGUGGUCCGCAAGGUCUGGGUAUGCGUCGACAUUUCACCAGAUAAGACCUUUCUUGCCAAUUGCAAGGCAUGUCGCAGCCAGAAACGGUAUGGUGCCAAUUACAAUGCAGCUGCCCAUCUCCGCCGCACGCACUUCAAUCCGUGCCAACGCGCUCGAGGCGGUCGUAGCAAGGACAGCGAGAAACGCGGCGGUAAGGGCGGUGGCAAUCAGCCGUCCAUGGAAGUUCUGAAACAUUGGAUGGUUCAGAUUGAUGAGUUUGUCGAGGAGAAUGCUCCAAAUUUGAUUGAUCAAGGACUUGGUGGUCAAGAAGCGGGCCUUCCCCAACCGGCUCCCGUUGCGGCUGACGAUGCCAUGAUGAGUAACAGAUCUUCGGACCUGGGACUAGCAUCAACGAUAGCAGAAGGUGGCAGUCUCCCCACAUGGGACCCGAGCCUAGUGAACAGGUAUGAUGGUUUUUCCUCGAUGGACUUUAGUCCAUUGUUGGACACUUCAUUCUACGCUUCAACUCAGCAAGUGCCCGGUGAGAUUGACGCGUAUGCUCUAUGAUGGAGGUUUUGCUUUUUCUUUUCUUUUCUUUUUAUUAUUAUUAUUAUCUUUUUCUCUCUCUCUUUUUUUCACCCCUUUUCUUACCUCCACCUUGCACAUGAUUCCUAUUUCCCUCACCCCUUCUUAUCCUACUUCCCCAUUUCCACCCAUUUCCAUUUUCUUGACCGACCAGCUUUGAGCAUGGGAUGGUACUAAUGGUGAAGACCGACAAAUCAAUACACAUUUCCGGACACUUGGCUGUACUCAGCCAAGGAUUGUCAUGAACAGCUUAUCUCCAUACUAUUAUAUUGAUGGCCUUUGUAGGUAGUACAAUACCUCUGCUGCCGCACAAGCAGUAGCCAAAUGUGGCUCUGUUGCAUGCACGGGGGUGGUGUUGCUAUUAUCUGUUACAGAUUUGUAGGAUCUUAGCAAAUGAGUCUUAUAGUUGAUGCUAAUUCAUGCUCAUGGUUAUUGCUGU
Monascus purpureus is the source of this 3039-nucleotide messenger RNA. The record is from the annotation of a GenBank genome assembly. NCBI's taxonomy places the organism in Eukaryota, Fungi, Ascomycota, Eurotiomycetes, Eurotiales, Aspergillaceae.